GGCGCAUUCCAGGAGAUGCUGCUGCUUCUCCUCGUCCUUGUUGGCGAGCGCGAGCGCGAGCCUCCUGCGGGAGGCGGCGGCGGCGGCAGUGGCGGCGGAGGGGGAGGGGGAGGGGGAGGGGUGCGGCCGUGGGCGUCGGCGACGUCGGUGUCGGCGUCGGGGAAGAGGAUACAGAAGGAGAUGCUGGAGCUCAACGCCGAUCCCCCCGCCGACUGCUCCGCCGGCCCCAAGGGCGACAACCUCUACCACUGGCUCUCCACCCUCAUCGGCCCCUCCGGUUCACCAUAUGAAGGCGGCAUAUUUUUCCUCGACAUUAUAUUUCCAUCGGAAUAUCCGUUCAAACCCCCAAUGGUGACUUUCAAAACACGAAUAUACCACUGCAAUGUUGAUUCUGCAGGCAAAUUAAGUUUGGACAUUUUGAAGGACGGGUGGAGCCCAACUCUGACAAUUUCAAAGGUCUUAUUGGCGAUCAAAAAUAUCAUCACAAAUCCUGAUCCAUAUAACCCUCUUGUCUCGAGCAUCGCUCGCUUGUACUUGACUGAUAGAGCCAAGCAUGAUGAAAUAGCUGCAGAGUGGACAAUCAGAUUCGCUAGAUAGAGAGAUUUUAAGUUUCAAGAUAUCUCUUUCGCUGAAAAAGGGUCACCGAGAUUAGUAUUCCACGUUUCGCAGGUACCGCGUUGUGGGCGAUAUAGGAUUUCGAUUGACCGGCUUGGUGAUGAUUCCAAUUAAUGGAGCUUAUGGCACACUGCAACAAAGGGUUCAUUUAGACACUUAUUUUGUCAUAAUUGUUCGCAGUUUGUAACUUUUGUUGUUAAGUAUCUUGUAACCUCGAUCUAGUUUGAUUUAAAAGAAUCACGCUCCCCGCAAGGUUUCGGUUAACGAUGAACUGUAAAAGAGAUUUCCCAGCUAGUACAGUAUCUUUCUCCGUUUAAUUGUAGUCUAGUAAAGAAAAUCAUGAACAUGUAUAGAAUGUUUCUGAAAUUGUUGGAGCUGUGGUUAUCUUCUUCGUGA
Molecule: messenger RNA, 1011 nt
Organism: Ananas comosus (pineapple)
Lineage: Eukaryota; Viridiplantae; Streptophyta; Magnoliopsida; Poales; Bromeliaceae
Product: constitutive photomorphogenesis protein 10
Exons: 5
Coding region: 16-597 (193 amino acids)
Biological process (GO): protein polyubiquitination
Cellular component (GO): nucleus
Molecular function (GO): ubiquitin conjugating enzyme activity
Source: RefSeq, a predicted model, not a curated record